Messenger RNA from Plasmodium falciparum 3D7, 2493 nucleotides. Its product is annotated as PRESAN domain-containing protein. NCBI's taxonomy places the organism in Eukaryota, Apicomplexa, Aconoidasida, Haemosporida, Plasmodiidae. The record is from RefSeq and is a predicted model, not a curated record.
AUGAAAAAGCGGAAAGGACCUUUAUUUUUUAUGUUAGAAAAAAGAUAUAUUACAGAAAGAACUAAAAAUGAUAAACAGCAAUGUAAUUAUAAAUUAAAAAAAGAAAGUAAAUUGUAUCAAAGAAAAGGCAUUAGAAAUAAGUGCGUGCUUUAUAAAUAUACUGAUUUAUUAUUAUUUCUUUUCUUAAUAUUUAUAUUAUUUCAGGAUAUAUAUUCACACAAUGAAUUCACAAAGGUAGAUGCCUUAAAAUAUAGUCCUAAAUGGUUGAGACUAUUAAGUGAUGUAUGUUUUCAAAACCAACAUGAUUAUAAUUCGCAUAAUAUGAAUGAACCAUCAUCUAUAGGAUAUAAUUCUAGAGAGUGUGCAACUACCAUUAAUGGAAAUAAUUUUAAUGAUAAUAACUUAUUAAAUAAAUAUCAAGGUCAAGGUGAAGUUCAAAACCAAAGGAAUAGUAAUAAAGGAACUAGUUCUAACAUAUUAAAGGAAUCAAAAAUUGGAAAUACAUCUCAAUCUAACACAAAAUGUUUAGAUUAUGAUUUAAGUCUUUUAGAGAAAUCUUUUCAAGGGAUGUCCUUCAAUACACAUAGUGAAAAAGGUAUAAAUAAUGAGGAAUAUAUAAAUAAUAGGGAAAAUAGAAAUAAUGGAAAUAGUUAUCAAAUAUUAAAAGAAUCAAUAAAUGGAAAUCCUACUAUUACUUCUACUAUUAAUAAUAAUAAUAAUAUUGGUAGUAAUAAUAAUUCAAGGGAUUAUAUUGAUAAAAUGGGAAAAAGUGCUCCAGGUGUUCAUUCAAAAAAUAUGAAUGCAGGAGGAUAUGAUAGUGGUAGUAAUUCCCAAAUGUUUGUAGGAAAUAAAUAUGACAAGAAAAACUAUGAUGAUAAUAAUUAUAAUAAUCAUAAUAGUAAUAAUUACAAUAGUUAUGAUUUAAAUGGUUAUAACCAUAAAAUGGAUGGUAGGAACACAUCACAAGGUAAUUUUCAAAGAGAUCUAUACGUAGAAGAAAAUUCAAGAAAUUAUAAUAAUAUUUCAUAUAAUAAUUAUUCAAAUCAUAGAGAAUAUCCAUAUAAUAAUAAUAAUAAUUAUUAUUAUUAUGGUUAUGAGAAUACCAGGAAUAAUCAUCAUAAUAUAAGACAAGGAAAUUCUCAAAGAAUUUCUGUAGUAGAAGGAAACGAAAGAACAUGUUCCAUGUCAAGUAACUAUAAUACAUAUAACGAUCCAUAUUAUUAUAGUCAUUAUAAUAAUAACAAAUGGAAUGAUGAUUUUCAUGUAAUGGAAAAAGAAUUUGAAAAACUCGUUUAUCAGAAACAUGGUGAAAAUUAUAGUGAUCAUAAUAUGUAUGCGUAUAAUAAUGAUUCAACUUAUCGAGGUCAAUAUUACGACCCAAGUAAUAUUGAGGAUUAUUUAGGAACUAUAGAUGAAGCUUUUGAAAAGGUUCAUUUUAAAGGACAGGGUAUUAGGAAUCCUGAUUUUAAUACAAAUUUUAAUUAUAAAGAUUAUAUGACAGGAAAUAUGAAAAUUGAUUUAGUUGAUAGUUCAGACGAAGAAUUUGAAAAUAGGUAUAAUAGUAAUUCCUCUACUCAGAAAAAAAAAAAAAAAAGAAGCAAAGUACCUGAUUCGAGAAAACAUAGUCGAACAUUACGUAAGAGAGAUGACAAUAAUGAUGAUGAUGAUAAUGAUGAUGAUGUUAAUAAUGAUGAUGAUGUUAAUAAUGAUGAUAUUUGUAAUGAUAGUGAAUAUGAAUUUCCUACGAAAUAUAAUGAUUAUGAUGAGAAUUGUUAUGAAACUGAAGGUGAAACAAAGGGGUCAUUAUACUCUGAUAAUUAUAAUAAAAAAAAAAAAACAGAUAGUAUGAAUAAAAUUGCAAAAAAAGAUUCUUGUUCUGACUUACAAUACGAUAAAAAGAAAGAAGAGAACAAAUUACUUACAGUCUUUGAAAGUAAUACAGGAGUUGAUGCAAAAUGGAGUGGUUCGAAAGAAAAUAAAGAUGAUAAAUCAAAUAAUGAAGAGCUUGUUAGUUUUGAAGAAAAUUAUACAGAAAAGGAAAUUAAUGAUAUUCUUUCAAAACUAAAUGAAUUUGUAAGUUUGAAAGAUAUGUUUAUUAUAUUUAAUCAUGUUAAAAGAAUUGAAAGGAAAAAAUUCCUUUGUAUGGAACAAUAUAUUAAUGAAUAUAUAGAAAAGUUGAUAAAAAGUAAUAAUGUUCCGACUUAUAUAAAAAGGAAAUGUAUGGCCAAAGUAAAUUUUCAUAUGACUAAUGAUUACUUAGAUUUGGAAGAAAGAAUUUUACAAAAUUUUUAUACUAUGUUAUAUAGAGGUAGUAUGUCUAAGUCUAAAUUUAUUCAACUAAUAAAUGAACAAAGAGAUAAUUGGUUGAAUCAAAGAAGACAAUUGAAUGUUAUGUGGAAAGAUAUUAUGGAAAGAAGAAUGAAGUGGUAUGCAUUUCGUUUAAAAAAAGAUAAAACUAUUUUUGAGUGGAUAACAUUCCUUACUAUGGACUAG